Cottoperca gobio is the source of this 1184-nucleotide messenger RNA. RefSeq names its product chemokine (C-C motif) receptor 10 (gene ccr10). Bases 54 to 1184 code for a protein of 376 amino acids. Gene Ontology annotation, molecular function: C-C chemokine binding; C-C chemokine receptor activity. Gene Ontology annotation, biological process: cell chemotaxis; G protein-coupled receptor signaling pathway; calcium-mediated signaling. The record is from RefSeq and is a predicted model, not a curated record. The transcript has 3 exons. Lineage: Eukaryota; Metazoa; Chordata; Actinopteri; Perciformes; Bovichtidae. Gene Ontology annotation, cellular component: external side of plasma membrane; membrane.
CUGGAAGAAGACACUCUGAAAAAAGAAAGACGGCCAACGGCGUCAGAUAACCAAUGGAUAUGAUCCAUGAUGAUGACGGCAUCGAUGAGAUGGGCUUUGACUUUUCAAACUACCCGUUGUGGAAUAUAAGUGACAGCUCAAACUUCAGUGAUUUGGAGUCGGGCUUUUGUGAUGCUGGAGAGCUGGAGUUCACCAUCAAAAUGUUCCAGACUUGCAUUUUCUGCCUGAUCUUCGUGCUGGGCGUGGUGGGAAACUGCCUGGUGAUUGCCACCUUUUCUAUCUACCGCCGCCUACGGCUUCGCUCCAUGACCGACGUCUUCCUGUUCCACUUGGCGCUGGCUGACCUUCUCCUGCUCCUCACGCUCCCAUUGCAGGCCAUCGACACUCACCGGGGUUGGAUCUUCUCCAGUUGCCUUUGCAAAGCCACGCGUGCAUGCUACGCUAUCAACACAUAUAGUGGGCUUCUGCUGCUGGCCUGCAUCAGCGUUGACCGCUACAUGUUGGUGGCACGAGCCCAACAGAUGCUCAGGCUGCGCAGUCGUAUGAUAACAGGCGGGAAAGUAGCUGCUGUAGCUGUGUGGUUUGUUGCUGCGCUCCUCAGCCUGCCUGAAAUCCUCUAUUCUGGGGUGUCAGAGUCCAGCAUUGAAGCAUACUGCGGCAUGCUAAAGAGUGGAAGAGUCAAAAUGGCCACCAAUGCAGCCAUCAUUGCUGUUUUCUGCCUGUCUUUGUUCGUUAUGGUGACGUGCUACUCUUUGAUAGCUCAAGUGCUGAGGGAAGGGAACGCACAUGGGCGGGGGAAGCAGGGGGAUCACCAGCGCACCUUGAAGCUGAUGGUGACUCUGGUGCUGGUUUUUCUGGUAUUCCAGCUGCCGUACACAGUGGUGCUGUCACGUAAGAUGGCAGGGGAGUUUUGUAAUCUGCUGUUGGAGUACAUCACCUGCACUUUGGCAUACACCCGCUGUUGCCUCAACCCUAUCCUGUACGCCCUGGUGGGCGUGAGGUUCCGCAACGACGUGUUGACGCUCAUCCGUGAUUCCGGCAGCCAGUGUGGGCGCUGGCUUGUGCCACAGACUGUGAGCUUCACCUCCAUCUCCCCGAUUUCACCUUCUCAAACAGCGCUCCCUGCUUGCUCUCCAACAUCCCCCAACGCAGUCCACCGAUUUCAGUUUCCAGAAAUCAAAUAA